Molecule: messenger RNA, 3675 nt
Organism: Panthera uncia (snow leopard)
Lineage: Eukaryota; Metazoa; Chordata; Mammalia; Carnivora; Felidae
Gene: OTUD1
Product: OTU deubiquitinase 1
Exons: 2
Coding region: 81-1541 (486 amino acids)
Biological process (GO): protein deubiquitination
Molecular function (GO): cysteine-type deubiquitinase activity
Source: RefSeq, a predicted model, not a curated record
CCCUCCCCCGGGCCCGGAGGGUGUGUCCCCCUCACAGGGGCUCGCCGCGCCUAUAAGGGGCCCGAGCGGCGGGCAGGGACAUGCAGCUCUACAGCAGCGUCUGCACCCACUACCCAGCCGGGGGACCGGGUCCCACGGCCGCAGCGCCCGCUCCUCCCGCCGCCGCCGCCGCCGCCGCCGCCGCCGCCGCCGCCCCCUUCAAGGUCUCGCUGCAGCCCCCGGGCCCCGCCAGCGGCGAGCCAGAGCCCGAGACCGGUGAGUGCCAGCCUGCCGCGGCCGCCGAGCCCCGAGAAGCCGCCGCCGCCCCCGCCGCCAAGAUGCCCGCCUUCUCCUCCUGCUUCGAGAUGGUGUCCGGGGCCGCCGCCCCCGCCGCGGCCGCCGCCGGCCCGCCCGGCGGGUCCUGCAAGCCGCCGCUGCCGCCGCACUACACGUCCACGGCGCAGAUCACGGUGCGGGCCCUGGGCGCCGACCGGCUCCUGCUGCACGGGCCCGAGCCCGGCGCCGCGGCGCCCGCCGCCCAACGCGGCCGCUGCCUCCUGCUGGCCCCGGCGCCCGCCGCCCCGGUGCCGCCGCGCCGGGGCUCCUCGGCCUGGCUGCUGGAGGAGCUGCUGAGGCCCGACUGCCCCGAGCCCGCGGGCCUGGACGCCGCCCGCGAGGGCCCAGACAGAAACUUCCGACUGAGCGAGCACCGCCAGGCCCUGGCCGCCGCCAAGCACCGAGGCCCCGCGCCGCCCCCGGGGAGCCCGGAGCCCAGCCCCGGCCCGUGGGGCGAGGAGCACCCGGCGGACAGGAGCCUCCGGGGCUGGGAGAGGGCGGGCGACCGCAGCGACCCUCCCGCCGCGGACGAGGCACGGCGGCCCGACCCGGAGGCCGAGGCGCCCCCGGCGCGGGGCGGCGAGGCCGCCCAGAGCGGCGGGGCCGAGGCGGUGAUCGUCUCCAGGUCGGAUCCCAGAGACGAGAAACUGGCCCUGUACCUGGCGGAGGUGGAGAGGCAGGACAAGUACCUGCGACAGAGGAAUAAGUACCGCUUCCACAUCAUUCCCGACGGCAACUGCCUCUACCGGGCGGUCAGCAAGACGGUGUACGGGGACCAGAGCCUGCACCGAGAGCUGAGGGAACAGACGGUGCAUUACAUCGCCGAUCAUCUUGACCACUUCAGCCCCCUGAUUGAGGGCGACGUGGGGGAGUUCAUCAUCGCUGCUGCUCAAGACGGGGCGUGGGCCGGGUACCCGGAGCUGCUGGCCAUGGGGCAGAUGCUGAAUGUGAAUAUACAUUUAACUACUGGAGGGAGGUUGGAGAGCCCCACGGUGUCUACCAUGAUUCACUAUUUGGGCCCAGAGGAUUCCCUAAGGCCUAGUAUUUGGCUCAGUUGGCUCAGUAAUGGACAUUACGAUGCGGUGUUCGAUCACUCCUAUCCUAACCCAGAGUAUGACAGUUGGUGCAAACAGACUCAAGUGCAGAGAAAACGCGAUGAGGAACUUGCCAAAUCCAUGGCCAUAUCCCUGUCCAAAAUGUAUAUUGAACAAAAUGCAUGCUCUUGAAGUGGCUGAAAACCCACACCCUGGGAGAAUUGCAUACGUGAUUUGUGUCGGGAGAAUUAUGAACUCUAAUCAGGGAACGUAUUGUCCCAAGAGGAGGAUAGUGCUCUGUGUGAUGUCUAGAGAACAAAGAACCAAGGAAGAAUGUUGGUCAAUGUGUCUCUGUCCAUCUAGGCGAGAAGGUGUCCUGGGCAAGCCACAGUAAUAUGCUGAAUAGAUGAGAGAAAUAAAGGAAAACACUUCUUGGAGCGUUUGGUCCCAUUGAUUUCACAAUCGUAAGUUAAAUUCGGUGCUUUACCUGCUUUCCUCAUGGACCCCUCGGGAUAAUCGCACACAGUAGGUGCUAUAUUGCUGCUACAUGCAAGUGAGGGAGGGGCGAGGUAAGUGCCUGACAUGCCUUCCGCCUUACCUGAGUUUUUCAAAGUAUGGAGGGAAUAUCAGGUUUUUAAAAAUGGCAUUUUUCACAUAUUUGCCACCUUUCCCUCUCACAAUACUUCCUGAAAAAUGACGGGGAAAAAAAAAAUCACAAUCCUACAAGGACAAAGAAAAUGGAAAAGGAGAUGACGCUAAUCAAACCAAGUGUGGAAACUGGAAAGAGGGGUGGCAAAUAGUUUAGAUCAGAGAACCGAAAACCUUAUCGGACUCAGGGAAGGUCCAGAAGCAGCCGCGCUCUGCGGAAUCCCAGAAGAGCAAAGAAUUGGAGGCACUGGUUACCCCUGCUGAUGGCGGUGCAGGUGGGGGCUGAAAACAGCGGAUGUGGAGCCACUGCCUGCACUCCGAUCUGAGAAUACUGGCUGCUCAGGCUUCGCCUCUCCCUGCCUGCCACACCCAACCCGAGGCGGAUUUCUUUUGGGGAAAAUAGACUAGAUCAGGAGAAAAGACCUCCAGGACUCUCAGUUGGGAUCCUCAGGAAAGCAGGCACGCAGAGGGAAGCCACACUGUACACAUAUUCCAAACAGCUUCCGUCUCAGAAAGACCAAUGCCAUAGAUCGCCGGGCAUUUAAUAUCGCCUCUAACAUAAACGCGAGACCCCAAUAAUUGACGGAGGAGCAGUGGAUGAGAAGGAAAGAGAAAGGGAAGGAUGCAGUGAACAGGAGAAAAUCGAAAAGGAGAAAAAAAGUGAGUGAAUCUCUAAUUGAUCUCUUCCGAGAAAUAAGAUAAGAUCUUGGAUCCUGGAGAACAGAGUGCUGCUAUUUUUAAAAAGAACUCUUGUAAAUUAAAAAUAGCAUAGCUGAUGUUAAAUAUUCAGUAGAAGUUUGGAAGAUAAAGUGGAGGAAAUCUCUCAGAAAGUGGUACAAGGAGACAUGGAAUGAAAAAUAGAGACCCGAUAAGAAAAUGAGGAAACUAAUCUACGAAGCCCAAUAUUUGACUAAUAGGUAUUCCAGAGAUAGAACGAAGACAAUGGUUGAGAAAGAAAGGUUAUACCAAUGAUUUCCCAGAGCUCAAGGAUAGCAACCUCUAGGUUGUAAGGUCCCACAGGAUGUCCACAGUGUCAUCAUGGACGGCCAUAUACGUUGUGUCUGUGAAUGUUAUGGGAAUAGUGUUCCCCAGAGUGGUGCAGUGCACAACAUUUACAACUGUGUGUGGCAGCCCAAUGAAUGCAACCCAUGCCAUGUUAUUUUGAAUAGCUAUUUCAAAGUAUUCAGUAUUAAAAAAAAUAGCCUCAUUGCUUUCGAGGAGAAAACGAAGUCAUUUCUCAACAGAAGAACUCAACAGAUUCUCAACUAAGACUUCUCAACAGAAACAUAACCAGGAGACCAUCGAACGAUGCUUUGCAAAUUCGGAAGGAAAAUGAUUUCGAAGCUAUAAUUCUAUACCCAGCCAAAUCAGCAUUCUUAAUUGUAAACAGCAGAAUCUAUACGGUUGAUGUAAGCAGAUAUGGAGUUUAUUGACGUUACAUUGCUUGGGUUGUUUAUGGGCUUUUCUGGUAAGCAAGAGAAUGCAGGCUUGCACACCAUGUUGCCAGGACUCACACCCAAAGACUAUCGUGGGGACUGUACCUGAGAAAACAUCCACACUACCACACUUCUCCAGAUACCACAGCUUGCAGCAAUGAUGAGUCAGCUCUGUAUCGAGCCAUCCCUUCCCCACAUAGUAGAUCACCGUCUCCAUAAUCUACCACAAAAUAAAAAAAUAA